Molecule: messenger RNA, 2908 nt
Organism: Branchiostoma belcheri (Belcher's lancelet)
Lineage: Eukaryota; Metazoa; Chordata; Leptocardii; Amphioxiformes; Branchiostomatidae
Exons: 12
Coding region: 137-2395 (752 amino acids)
Molecular function (GO): zinc ion binding
Source: RefSeq, a predicted model, not a curated record
UGAGCGGGAACCGUGCAUAAGGUGCAUCGGCAGCCGUAGUGAGCAGUAGUGUGCAUGAGAACCAGAACCUGCAUGAUGACGUGUUCACGUAGUCGGUAGUUGGUAGAGUUUUAGAGAGAGUUUUUUUUGCUGCAAUAUGCUGUCGUUGGAGAGCACGCUGGAUGUGAGGAGCAUCGACGAGCCCAGGGGACACUGCUGCGCCAUCUGCUAUCAUCCCUUCUCACGAGACGGGCUGUUCGUGCCGAGGAACCUGAGCUGUGGACACUCCUACUGCACAGAAUGUCUAGUAAAGCUGGUGAACCAUGGACAGAGGGGCCACAUCUGCUGCCCCACCUGUAAAACCACCACCAAGAUCCCGGGACUGUCUAACGACGCCACCAGACUGCCCAAGAACUUUGGGGUCCUGGAGAUCCUGGCUGGGGAGGAGGACAAGUAUGGACGGACACUGGGGAUACAACCUUGUCUUGCCUGUGAUGAGCACGAGAAUGAGCCAAAGAAGGUGUACUGCCUGUCAGACCAGGAGAUCAUCUGUAUCUACUGCCAGGUGUACGGCAAACACAAGGGACACGACUGCGCCCUGGUCAAGGACGUGGCAGCUAAGGAGAGGCAGAAUCUGAGACAGCUGGCCGAGGCGCUGAUCAAGCACAAGCAGCAGCUGUCGGAGGUGCGGAGCGCGGUCCACGAGAUGUGCACGGCCGUCCGGUUCAAGGAGGAGAAGCUGAUGCGGGAGAUCUCGCACCACUUCGAGCUGCUGAGGAAGAGACUGUACAAGAGGGAGAACCAACUCAAGGCACAGGUCAAGAACCAGACCAUCAUCAGGGUCGCCACACUGGAGAAACAGGAGAGGGAGCUGUCUGAUGUCGUAUCUAAAGCGGAGGAGCUGGAGGGGCAUUGUCACUUCCUGAUCCAGCGAUCGGACAGGACGGUGCUAGAAAAGAAAGGCCAGGUGCAGGAAACAUAUAAGCAGGUAGAAGAGUUGGUGUCUGAGUGUGUGAUCCACCCCCAGGCUGUGGACACUCUGAGCUGCAAGUUUGUAGGAGACAUCCUGGACAUGCUCAGUGAUUACGGCUACAUCGGAGAACCCCCAGUAGACGAGAACAACCAGAGUGAGGUGAAGCUGAAUGCGGAGGCUGUGGCCAUCCUGGAGACCAGCAGUAGUGAGGAACAUGAAGGAGAAAACCAGCAGGGUGCCAAGGAGGUGCUGGCUGACAUCAUGUGCUGCCGAGUCAGCAGACAGAGGUCGCCAGCAGACGAUGGUUCAUCAGACCUGGCUCUGUCAGAGAUAGACGAUCCCCACGAUAUCAACGCCAACAGGUCUCCGGUGGGCACUAAACCCAGACACAUCCACUCCUGCAGACGGCUCAGUAACGACAACUCAGACAACUACAGCGAGAGCCAGUCGUCAUGUCUGGCCACCUCGGAGACAUCGUCGAGUGAAGAUGAGCUGGAGGCUGUGAGUGACCUGGAGGAGAGCAGAGGGGCGUCGGCCCUGGCAGAGUCGCCACGGCAACAGCCUUCCCAUGAUUCCCAGCGGUCCACCAUCACCCGCAUCACAUCCAGCAGCAACAUAGUGAUUGAAGUAACGAUAGGACAAACACAAACCACUGACAGACAGGAGACAAGUUCGGGACAAACCACUCAAGCUAAAGGGGAGGGCAGCAAUCCCUGUCGAGGGGCACACAAAGUCGACCCCUGGGACAAGCCGGCCUCACAUGUGCAUUUCUCUCGGGGCAGAGAGACCAAAGUCAAGAGUCAAACAUCAAGGUUGCUGAGUACAGUGCUGGGUAGACGGAAAAAACAUCGCUCACCAUCCUACGCAAGCACCACGAGCCUCGCCACGGCCCAGUCCAGCGGGAAACCCAAGUGCUCGGUUGUGAACUGUCCAGGCCCGGCCAUCGUCAAGUGCAAACACUGUAACCGGGCCUUCUGUAAGGAAUGUGCCACCAACUCCCUCAGUGCCAAACGUUGUUACAAACGUCCGCGUGGACACAGCCUCAUUCACGUGGACAACUUCCCCCGCCCGCCAAAAGUCGGGGUCGACAACGCUGCCUUCGCCAAAUCUUCUGGGACAGUUCAGAGCCAGCCUCUCUCCGACGCCGCCACGGUCGGCAGCAACGAUCAGGAGAGCGUGUCGGAGAAAACUGCGGUGGGAGGGGCGGCGGGGAAGGGACAGGGGCUGCAGCAACUGCAGGCCAGCCCGCUGAGGAAAUGGAAGUGCCUGCGCUGCGCCGCCAUCAACAGAUGCAGCAGUAAGGUGUGCAGUCGGUGUAACCUGCCGCGGGGCGCGCCCAUCCCAGAGCCCGUCCCCGUGGGGAACGUGUGCCCAGCGUGCACGCUGUUGAACCCCAUGGCAGCGCUCAAGUGUGAACUCUGCGAGACAGAACUGUUACUGUAGAGUAAAACUCACAACAUACAAAAGAAGGCUCUGCCCCUGAGGGGUUGCCAAAAACAUAACUGAUGUACAGCUUGAGUACUACUAGUACAAACUUGAGUGCAAAAGAACACCUUUAUUAACCCUCAUGUGCAAGCAAUGUGAGUUGCAGCAUAGUGGUUGUCCCGUAUAUCAGUAUCCUGUAGAUGCCUUAGAUACAUACUCUUGCCUUCAGCUUUACUUAUGUUCCUGAUCUUAAAGCACAAUGAGCUAUAACUUUAUUCUCCUUUCUUUGGUGUUGGGAAUAAGUUUUCUUCAACAUUCUAAAAACAAUGACAACAGCAAAGAAAAAAAUCAAAAACAUAACACAGCAAAAAAAAUGCAUAUUCUAAGAAAAAAUGAAAAAAAAAUUAUCAUGAUGAGAUUGGUAUUAAAAAAUAUUUAUUCUGGAACACCACCUUCCACUCAAAAUGCACAAGUCUCUAGUACAUGUACUUCUUGUAGCACGUUGGCAGAACGUACAGCACCUGCGCGAAA